AUGCUACUGAACGACAGGGAUAGAUACAGUAAAUACCAUGAGCAGGGUUAUCUUCUAAACUGGCAAAAGUGGAAGGAAUCGAUUCACAGGUAGGGUAAAUUAUCAAACGCAGAAAAAAGUGCUAUUAUCUUAAUUUAUAUAGCCCAAUAAUAAUAAUAAUAAUAAUAAUAAUAAUAGAGCACAUUUUUCUGCGACAACCUUUCUCUCGAGAUAGCUGUAUAUAAAUUUACGCUGUUUAUUUAGCUGUAUACUAUAAAAUUUGCGUCACUCCAGUUAACAAAUUAACUCCGUUUCGGAGUAGUCAUGACUCCAUUAUCAAGGAAAAAUGUUUUUGAUAAUGCAAAUUACCGCAUUUAAAGCGAUGUGGCGCGAAGAUUAACAUCACAGGGUGCGAAGAUUAUGAAAAUACUUUCGCAAGAAUAGUCUGGUUGCAAUUUGAGAUUUGGCUUUACGGUUCUUAUGAAAAUCAUUUUGUACACUAAAAAGCCAAAUUUGUUCCUGCAUUUCUUACGCACUUCGAAACGUUUCAGCAGGUCCUGAGGGAUCGUCCCGUGCACGUUCUUGUAAUGUUUGGCAAUGGCGAGGAAGUGUUGUUUAUGUCCUUUUACACGAUUGUAUAAAUGUCCGCGCGCGUAACCUACAUAGCCUGCAUCACACAGGUCACAUGGGAAGUUAUAUACUACACACUGUUCAUUUACGAUCGGUGGCUUUGCUUCUUUCACAUUCAGUUCUUGUUCAAUUUUUCGGUUAGCAAACACAGGCUGGAUGGUGGUGUUUACUUUUAGGCGCAGUAACAAUAUCUGCUAGCUUCUGCUGAGAUUUGGUCCGAUGGUAAAACCACUCGAACCCUGUCAUCCGUCUCUUUAACUGGUGAUAAUGGUUGCUGCCGGUCACAAACCUUUGAGUCAACGAAACUUUUGAUGUUAGAGUUAACGAGGUGUUUGGGGUACUUCAAACGCGAGAAUGCAGUCUUCAAUCGAUUGCAUUCGUCUGAGAAGUAAAGUACCCUAAACACCUCGUAAACUCUACCAUCAAAAGUUUCAAAAGUUUUGUCGUGGUCAUUUGCGUGUCUCGGACGUUUUGCUCGACGGGGCAAGAAAAAAGAGAGACUGCUCGUAGUCUAGAAAAAAUCUCGAUUUGCUUGAACAGGGGCCGCGAGGAAUCGGUAGGUAAUGAUGACGUUUCUAUUGUUCGCACCCGCAAGUACGAGAUGGUUAGGAUGACAUAAAGACAGAAAAUCCCGAAGGGACCGCUUAGGUAGAUUUUGUGACGUUUACGCAGUCAUACUUCGAUUCUCUUUUGCGUUAUGUGUUAUCAUUGACAUUCUGAGGAGAAGUCGGUUUGAAAGUUAUGGACCAAAAGACACUCGUUAAGCGCAGAUGAAGUUAUAAGAUGCGUAUAACUGUGUAUAUUAUAAACACUUGGAGAGUUUGCCAGGCACGAAGACACGAAGGUACACGAGUUCACAAAUCUUUGAUUGGAAACCUUUUGAGUGAGUCUUUCUUUCUCUUUGACCAGAAUAAGACUCAGCCCCAAACAAGCAAGACGAGUGAACAACGGCUAGCUUAUCACUAGCAGAACGAUGGACGAUUACAGAAAUUCGCCGACAAUCAAAUUCUGUGCUGACUUAUUGCCUGCUCACAGAUGUCCUUCCGCUAUAAAGUUUAAAAUAAGACUAGAAUGCGCGAGCGCGAAUUGAUCAAACGUCCCUUUAAUUUCUAAGGCUUACUUUCCGGCAAAUCAAAUGAACUGAAUGUGAAAAGUGAAAGAGAAAUAGCGAAAAAUUCAACUUCUAAUUAAGUCUUUUCUUAUGGUUUAGAAUAAACUAUUGAAACUAUUCUCGAAACUGAGAAUGUUUUGAUCAAAGCUGUGUAAAUCGAACUGAAACUGUGCAUGGAACUUUGCGUUUCCUGUAUUUAUCUCACCUAUUGUAUGGAAUAUGUGUGAAAAUCUUCAUUAUGAAUCGGUAUAUUUCAAAGAGCUACACAACGAGCAAGAAUACUAUUGACCGACAAUAUACAGAGCGGGGGCAGCUGUAGUGUCAACUAUUACUAGUAAUAAUAAGGGUAUGGGUUAGGUUGAGAUAACUAUCGGACACCUUUGUCCGGUUCCUCGAAAGAUGGUUAAUUUUAAUCUAGGAUUAAGCUAAAUUUUAAGCAAGGUUCUUCAUGUACAAGAACAUGUAACUCGAGAUUACAAAAUAUCGUUGUGCCGGCUUUACUACGAAAAAAGAAAUGAUAACACAAAAUGUUACUCUAAGUAAUGCAUAGGAAGGUAAAUACAAAAAGUGGAACAAAAUUUUAAUCCUUGAUUAGCGCUAAUCGGCCUUCGAGGAACCAGACCCUGAUUCACAAGAGGAAACGUUUUUAAGCCAUCAGCCUGGACACCUUAGCUCACGGGAAGUGACCAGAUGGCCAUAUAGACUUCCAUCUUACAGUGAACUAUGUUAUAAGUCAUCAAGAACUCCCUGCCGACAAAAGCUAAGCGAGCUGCAGUGACUGUACCAUUGUUUAAUAUACAUAACAGACUUGUAUAGGUUUGUAUGUACAAUUCUUCCUUUCUUUCCCUCUAUCCAUCCAUCUACUCAUCCAGUCCGGCAGUGACCCGGCUCUUGCUAGCCUUGCAUUCAUUUCUUUUUCUUUUAUCUUUCCUUCUUUCGUUCAUUCAUUCUCAGUCUUGCUUCUUUCCUCACUUCUAGCGUCCGUUCAAAUCGCACGCCAUUCCCUUCCCCUUUAAACGUCUGCUAUGCAGGCUAAAAGUUGGCGUUGGCAAUUUCACGCUAAUUUUUUUUAACUAUUUGAUUUACUUCCCUUAGCCUUGCCUGUCGCUGUGCCGAAAGAGCCCUGCAAAAAGGUUAUAAUUACUUUGGUCUGCAGUUUUACGGAGAGUGUUGGAGCGGACCGUUCGCCGAGUUUAAUUACAGUAAAGACGGAGUGUCAGACAGAUGUAUCAUGAAUCUUGAACAGCCAAUUGCAAUUGCAACCGCUUGCGUACAAGCUCAAGAUCAGGAGUGUGUCGGGCAGCAGCAUACUAACUACAUCUACAAACUGAAAUCAAGUGAGAACCAUCAGUUGGUGGAUGGUUCGUAAUGAUCAACAGGCACUGAAACAGCCGCUCUGAAACAGCUUCCUCGUUUAGUUUUGAAAUUUCUUCGUUUGUUUUGGUAGGAAACCAGGUAGCCGUUUUGCUCGUAACUUGCCUGGAUAUCCCGAGUUUGAGUAGCCAAUCAGAGCCCGCGAAAAACGCUAUCCAGUGUUAAAUAGUAUUUAUCAAGAACAAGUUACAGCGUCCGCCAUGUUUCUAAUGUGUUUUCACACGAGAUGCUUGGUACCAGUGCCUGCUGACUCCAUGAUCCAUAUGUGGCCAGCAUGGUUUGCCGUGCCCUUGAAAUGUUUAAGUAAUAUGGGCCAGGUCAAAGAAACUACUUUUGGCUUCGUCAGUUGACCUAAUAAUAAUAUUAUAUGGAACAGUCAACGGCGAACUCAAAUUCAUUCAAAAUCGCUCAAAAAAGCGCUUUUGAGGCAAAAGGACGACUAUACACCACAGGUAAGGUAAUUUAACGUUUAUUUAUCAUUGAUUUAUAUACAUAGUUAGCGAUAUAUCGCUAUAGGUGAAGCAAACGGUAAAUCCAGUACAUUUACUAUAAAAUAACAAUCGGCUACACAAACAGAUUGUGUGGGCGCCCUGUGGUUAUACCGCAAAAGGCCGCUCGAUCUUCGAUCUUCACAGAUCUGGUACACUUGAAAUGUUCCUUGUAUCUGUGCUUUACGAUCGUAUAUGUUUAAGAAUUGAUGUUUUUAAAAUAAAUUGAAUAUUCUGAAUAUUCUGUUUAUAAUAUAGUUUCUUUAUGUGUUCUACUCGAUAACAUUUGUUUUGCGGAACACUGACUCGAUGCAACGCGAAUGAUUUUGUUCAUUUGCUGAUAACACGGGACGAAGAAUUGUAAGCAAUUGAAAUUUAUGCUCAAUUAAGGAUAAUCUUUAGACUCAUACGUUGUGUUUUUGUCAGGGGUCAGGUGCUAUUUGUAGGUAUUUCUGGGUUUAUAUAAGGCGAACUAGAACAGAAACAGAAUGUUUGUUUACAAAUUUUAUUUGCCGAUCGGUGACUGCUUUGUUAGCGUGGGUACGACCUCGUAAAAAUACACGUCGGUAAAUGUUUGUUUCAAAGCAGGACAGGGCUGUAAAUCUUAUUCUUAUCGGCUGCAACAUAUAUCUGAGGAGUAGCAAAGAAUAAACUUGAAUUAUGUGGAUAUAUAAUUUCAAACUAAAUGCCCGGAAAUACUCUCGCGUCGCGAACAAUGAAUUUGAAUUUUGUAAAUUUACUUGCGAGCAUCUAACUCGCUUCCGACUGGUUUAAAAACAAUCAGCUACUGUCAGAACUCACACAUGUGCAUUAUCGUGAACCAGUCCCUUUAACAUGAUAAUCAUUGCUACUCAGUCCAUGAUAACGAAAUGACAUUCUGGGGGUGUUUACAGUGAAGAUAAGAGACCAACUCUCAUUUCUGUCGAGAGAGGCGCAAAUUCACUUGAUAGUGAAAUACAGAUGAAUCAAACCGCCGUCCGGUUAGCUCCAGCCCUGGUCGUUCAAAUGUUGGAUAGAGCUAUCGACCGGAUGAAUCACUAUCCAGCGGAUAAGUAUUAGGGAAACCAAUUGCGUUAUCCACUGGAUAGACUAUUAUCUGGUGGAUAGCGUUAUCCACGGUUUGAACAACCGGGGCCAACUGGAUAAGCACCGGUCCACUGAGCCAGAAGCCGGGGUUUCAAACCCAGGCCAGACCAACUCUCGAUCAGGAUCUUUAAGUAACUGACGAGAAGUGCUGCCUAUUUAAGGUCAUCUGUAAACGGUUAGACUUUCUAGUCCCCAGUCUUGGGAUAAAAAGAAACCUUAAGCCUCGUCUCACAGUUCUUGUUCAUAUCUUGAAAUGCUGUGGGAAGUUAAAGAACCCAGACACUGUUUGUAAAGAGUAGGCUGAGUAGCGGACCCAUUACCUUCCACACGAAUUUCCCGGAAACCUUUUGAAAAUGGUAAACUUUGAAAUGAGCAGACGUUAUGGUGAAAGCAAUUUCAAUCCAAUAUGUACAUGCACAGAGUGUUAUUUAUACUCCUCAAUAACACAAAAUGGUGGUCGCAGGAGCUAUUAUACCUCAAAUUACUUUGAAAGCCGCAAAGCAUUCUGCAUUCUAGUUAGUAGUAGAUCAACUCUUUUAACCCUUUAAAGGUCAAAUGAACCAAAAAAUUGACAUAUUUUCUUUUGUCGCUUUAACUUCACCAAACACUAAAAAGAACCAUCCUAAGUGAGAUUUGGGUAAAGAUUUUUCUUCCCAAGCCUUUAUAGAAAGAUAAAAGAUCAAAAUCCGAGCAUUUCCGAAAACUUCACGAAAACGUUUCUGAAAUGGCCGCGUGAUAGACUGGAGACUACGUGACGUCAAUGUUGGUCUUUCAGGGCGGAAAACCGUUCUGCGCUAGCUUCUGCGCAUCCCUUACCGCCUUCUUGUCUGUCUCGUUCUGUGAGAGUUCUGACUGAGACUGAAUGAAAUACACGAGGUGCGAACGUUUGCUCCUUGUAAAGGAUUUUUUUGUUGUUUUUGGCGUUGUUGUUGCUUUUUCGUCACUUGAAAAUUACUUUGGAUUCAGACCAACCAUUGUUAGGGUAGAAACAGAUCAUCCGUCAGUCUGAGGAGGAAUAAAACGUUUUGAACAUUUCCAAAGAGGUUUGUAUUUCUCUGAUAAUUGUGCGUUCGAUUUGUGAAUUGAUUUUGUGUCCAGUUCUUCGCCUUCUUUCGCCGGACUGAAUUAAAACCCGCUUGUAUUCUGUUAUUAGUAGUUAUGGUUAGUUUUUUUACAUGCCCAGAUUUAUUUACCUUUGCAGAACCUCAACCAGCUUUAUCCUUGUCUUAUGUCAAAGAACCGUAAUGCUAACGCUUGAGUGAACAAACUUGAGCGCUUAAAACUUCCUCGGAACUUUAGAAGAGGCCCUGCCAGGGUAAAUUCCGACAAGCGACAUGACCCAAAAAGUAGCGACAGAGCCUAAAACGAAAUGGCGACAAGCGACAACCUCCCUCGGCCAAAUUGCGACAGUGACGGCAAAGCCGAGAAUAUGCGACAAAGAACGGUGGUUUGGCUAAUUUAUCACCAGUCUGAGUGCCAAGAAGAAGUAAUUUUCGUCAAUUUUCCUUGCGCUUCAGAGGUUGUCUCUCGUCAGGGAGUUUCAGUUGACCCUCCUGAGCGCGUCGCGUUGGCCCGUCGCGUAGUCUUCAUUUACGCAACCCCGCACAACUCCUGGGAGACCUUGGGACUAGGUUGUCCGUCAAAUAGCUUAAUUUACGCACGCUUUACAUCUCUUGUAAUCACUACUUUCAUAUAGACCAUGACGCACCUUGUUUUCCCCCUCAGAAUUUUGCAUAACCAAUGUUUCCAAAUUCUCCAGGGUAUUACAGUCGUCCCAAGAGAAAUCGAAAACAAUGGUUAUGCAAAGUUUUGGGGGGUAAACAAGGUGAAUUAUGGUCUAUGUGAAAAUGGUGAAUACUGAACUUGUUUCUCAUAUCCUUGUCGACCUCUGUCGGACGGUGACGACGGUGGAGAGACCAGGGACCAGGUAACUUAAGCACCGCACAGCGUAGACCACCGUUAACCGGCCUUCACGUACGAUUUAUCAGGUCAGUUAGUCUUAAAAUGUUGAACGUGGAUCACUUAGGGUGUGCUGACAGUGUUCCUUUAAGCGAAUCCAAAAACGGAUUUCUGAUCCGAGAUUUGCCGGAUUUCCCGGUCGAAAGGAACGUGAAAUCCGUAAUUGGAUUUGUGACCUUGGUAACCUUUCGCAAACGCGUGCAAUAUGCAUUACAGCCUGAGCCUCUCAAGAAAAUGACAUGUUUUCUACUGUUUGACAAAUUAUGCGAUUAUACCGUACAGAAUUUUGUGGUCGGCAGUUCGAAUAACGAUGAUGGAACAUAAACAGAUCAAGAAAGUAGCAUGUUAAAGUUGAAAAUUAUCUAAAGGUUGUCGGCUCAGUUUGAUCCAGUUUCGUAGCUCGGUUUUCUAUGUAACACGAUCGAGUGCCUAUCGCGUCCAAGAGCGAGUCUGUAGAAAGAUAGCAGUUAUUUGUCCCUUUUACUUAUUUGUGUUUUUAAGCAAUCUUUAGCGACAAAUGGUCAGCACAUGGACAUUUUACUGUACCACCAUGAACAAUCUUCUAGUGUUUUCAGAUGUUUUACGGCAAAUGGCAGCAAUUAGGAAACUCUACGGGAAUACUUCAACUGGAAGUACAGCUGGAUCAUCUGACUAAUUUCGAAUCCACUGUGAAUGGAACAGCGUAGAUGACUAAUCCGUUAAUCUGGAUUCGGAUUCUUCGGAUUUCAAAUCCAAAGUGACUCCUUUUUCAAAAAGGAUUCACCAGAUCAAAAAUCCGAAUUUCGAUUUGCCGAAAGGAACGUGAAAUCCGUUUUAAGAUCCAAAUCCGUUUCUGGAUUCACCGAAAGGAACACACCCUUAAUUGUGAAUGGCGAUGUAUAGGUGUUCUAUACGCGAACGGUUAACUGAGAAAUUGCUCAACUGUAAUGGUUUCUUUAAAACCCAUCGCUAUCCCCCUUUUCUAAAAUUCCGAGAAAGACAAAGAAUUUUCGUUCAAUUUCCGACAGCGACGUGAAGCACUAAUAAACACCGACACGAGACGUUUUAAAAUUCAGACGAGCGACAUGGGAACCCCCCGGCAGGGCAGGGCCUCUUAGAAGGCCAGCAAGCUUACUCGAGAAGAAAAGACUACUUCGAUCAUUUUUCUGUUGCUCAAGUAAUAAUAGUCAGAGUUUUUUUCCUUUAGUUUUUUCAGUUUUAAUUACAUAGUUUUGUUAUCUUUCCGUACGCAAAUUUUCCUUUCACUCGCUGUGAGGUAGCGGAGAACGAGAACUGCCAGCAGUGACUCCAAAACAAUCGACUCUUUGCCCGUAAACAAUUGCUGGAGCUGGAUUUGACUGAAGCAAGCAAAACAAAUCCUUAUGUGCAGUUUUCUGUAUUUUCUAAUGAUUCAGUUUGCUGAGUUUAAUUUGCUUGAAUGAAGACCAUCGCAUGGACCGGUUAUUACUAAAAAAAGUAGCUAAUCUAGCUAUUAAAGUAGUCGGAAUCAUGGCUUGGCUGCGAAGCUUGCAACUGAUCUUUUGCUUUUAAGAUCUUUAGGUAGGUUGUUUCCGUACAGAAAAUUCACUUCUUCUUUGUCAGCAGGUAUAGGAGCCUUAAGCCUUAUGUUUUUUUACUGAAAAUUUGUUGUCUUGCAACCCUAUUGAAGCUUUUUUUAGUUCACUUAAGCUGAAUUUUAUGCAUGAUGGAAUUGUUCUUUGCUUGUCGCAUCUCUUUGCCAGCUUAAAGUGGCGUCUAUGGUCCUUAAAAUGACCUCAAUCGGUAACUAAAUCUUAUACAUAAUUGGAAAGAAGUUUUUGUAAUAAUGUAACUUUAACUUUGUUUGAAGGAAAUCUUACUUACGCGUAGGUUUUUAACAGGUGUUAUGCAUGUUCAACUUGACAACACAAAGCAAACUUAAUCUGCGCGAAACGAUCAAGUUUAAAAAAACUAUGGUUUCUUUGAAAACGAUCUUGGGGAAGAUUUACUAGAUAAAGGUUAACUCUUUUUCUGCCCACAUAUCAACGCCAAAACUUCUACAUUAAGGAUUUUGUUUAUUUUAGUGAUCUGCGAAGCGAGAAGUGUCCGAUCAAGCGUGGGUUUUAAAAUAUCAGCUUGAGUGCGACAAAGUUCAGUGAUUUCAAACACAUUGUGGGCAAACUUGAAUUUCUUUGGGCAGAUUAUUAUACAAAGAUAUUUUGUUUUUGUGUCCACGGUGGAGCUCCGGACCUUAUAUAUCCAGGAACUUCCUUAUAUGAACACAUUUUGUUCGCCCCAUGUAAGGUAAUCCAAGAGAGUCUUGGAUUCCGGAUUCCACGCUGUGGAUUCCGGAUUCCAUGCCUGUGGAUUCCGGAUUCCACAUCCGUGGAUUCCGGAUUCCAUAAGUGGCUGGAUUCCAGAUUUCAAAAUUCUAUUUUCUUGUUUUCAACGUUUCCUUUGUACUUUGUUUUCACCAAAAAAGCUUGUUCUUUUUUUACCCGAAGUGUGCAUUGUCUUAUAUAAAAUAUAAGUAUAAAAUAUAAUUCUUGGCCUUACCCGAGAGGAUUAUGAAUAUAGGAGCGGUUUCUGAAGUCCACUGAGUCCACAUCGUUGAAGAAAUACUAACGAGGAAGGGCUAUUCUUAUUUUAAUAAUAACAACGGCGUCAACAAUAACAAAAGAGGUACACAUUGCCAAAAUCAGUGCUUUUCAGGUUCAAACAUAAUUCGUCUCCGAAUUGUUUAAUUGCCACACAGAAAUGUAAAACUUCAGUUACAGCUUACCAACAAAUAGCGUGAAGAUAGUCCAAUUACUAUACUACAAGCUACGCAGGCAACGGAAACGUUUAUCUUAGAAUAAACCGUGUCGUUCUCCGUCCUGAUAAACUAACUCCCGGCAGUCUUAUCGGGAGGGAUACUUCUCCCUCAUCCUCUGCAGUUGGUGGUGCAGUUUCAUUCUCAUUGUCAUCAUCGUCACCGUAGUCCCCAUUAGCAAUUCGACAGAGCCUGUUAUCCUCCUCUGUUGUUAAAAUGAUGUCUGAUCCAUCGGAAGAAAAGUCGAGUACUCGGGUUAGAAUGCACUUGGGGGAAUUCCCAUUACAGACAUCACCGGAGAACUUAAUAACAGUGUAACAUAGCUGUUUAUCUAUUUAGCUCUCGUACCAUAGCUAAAUGAGUAUUUACCAGUUACUUAAUGCUAUGCAUUCUUAUUAAAAAAUAACUAACGGAUUUGUGGCUAUUCUUCCCGCAGCUGCAUGUAGUUUACACUCAAUGAACUGAUGUGUAGUCAUUGAACUACUGGUGUGGUUAUUGAUCUGUUGUGUACUUAUUGAACUGCUGUGUCGUUAUUGAACUAACAAAAAAGAAAAUUGAUGGAUAUUUUAUGAAAACAUGAAAGGCCCCUAAGAACACUCGACUGCCUAAAAAGUGAGAUGUGGAGAGGUUUUGGCCACGAAAUCUUGGUUCGUGUAGAAAAACACGUUUUUGCGGAGCCGGGAACGAUGUGAAGAUGUCUGCAAUGGAAAUUCAGUUGACAAGUUCCUCAGACCUUUUUAAGCAAUUUCCGGAGCUCUACGGUGAAGUAAAUUCGAUAAUUUACUUUGGAUUCACUUUGGUAUGUUCGUUUCAUUGAUCAAAUGCUCUAUUUAAUUAGCAUGUCUGUAAAUGGUAUGGAAACGCUUUCACCUUCGAAUAUAAUUUUGAUCAAAGAAACGCUUCAGUAAGUGUUCGCACAACCACCGCUUUUUGAGCAGAAAACACGAAUAGAACAAACAACGACAACUCCACAGACCUUGAACUUUUCUUUUCUUUCUCCGCUUUUCUCUCUUUCUUUCUUGGACUCCGGUACAUAAAUUUGCAAGAUAGUUAGCUCAUAAUUCUGAACAUGAUAGAAACAGACAGAUAUAGCUGCUCGAAGUUUUAGAUUACUGUUUCACACAUUCUGAUCUUUUCAAAACCACGCCGCCAAAACAUUUCCAUCACAAAGUCGCAAACACCGAAUUUAUAGACGUACGUACCUUUCCGACUCAUGCUUUUUCUUGUGCUUCCCCAUGCUGACAAAGAUUGAUAACGAUCGAUUGAGAAAAAAAAUUCAAAGUGAUCUCUCGAGAUGUCUGAUUUCGACUGAUUGAAUCUGGACUGAAUGAAAGACACCACGUCGACACCACGUGCAGCAUGUCAUUCUUUGAGUGACACGGAUGACAUGUGCCUGAAAGAAGCCAGUAACUGCAACCACCCCGACUACUGAUACUACGGCCAAGAAAAAGGAUACUUUAUAUUAUUAUUCUUUUGACGUUACCUGAAAUCCAAAAAUUAGUUCCAAUUGCGCCCAAACAGGAAAAGAAUCUAAACCUCCGAUUCCAAAGGCGCAACGGGGAAAAAGGUCGAAAGGCCCGGUCGAAAGGGUGUCUUAUAAGGAGCUCGAAAGAGCGAUAAUAUACAGUAAUAUGAAUCACUCCCUGGGAUUCUGUCACGUCAUUAUAAUGUGACCAUUGUUUCAAAUUGAUACCCGAUAUGUUACAAUGACAAGGGAUGUUCCUGCGAGUGAAACACGCGUGAACAUGCCUGUUGCGCGUCCUUGCGACAUGAGAUUUUCACGCAACAGUCGCUAAAGGAAAAGAAGAGGCCCUGGAACCAUCACAACAGAGUGGAUUCCAGCAACCUGGAUUCUGGAUUACAAUGCUUGGAUUCCGGAUUCCAUUAGCUGGAUUCCGGAUUCCAAAGCCGUGGAUUCCGGAUUCCACAGACCAAAAUUACCUGGAUUCCGGAUUCCGGAUUACCUUACAUGGGGCGAUUUUGUGAAUGCAUCUUGAAAAAUAUCGGACUCACGCACGCACAUUUCCAAUACAACUCAAGGAAAUUAGUAAAUGUCGUUACAGUCCGUUUUACUAUGAUGUAUUCUUCGAGAAAAUUAAAUAAAAAUAAGAAGGUUAUAACCACAGCUUGCAACUUUUGAAGACAAAUUGCCUGUUCUUUCCAGGUCUAUGACCGCACAAACCACUUCUGCUAAGUCGACUCGAAAAACUCUGUUUUGAAUUUCCCGCUUUUUUUACCUGACCAACAUUGACGUCACAAGCUGUUUUUUCCGACAAUUUUUCCGACCGCUCUACGAAGAUAAGGGCCAAAAAACAGCAAUUUUUAAUUGCGAAUAUCUCGGAGAUACGUGCUUCAAUUGAGCUGAAACUUCAUAGUAUGUUUAUUUGGUUCAUAUUAAACACAUUUUACUAGAAUUGAACUAAAAUAAAAAAGGUCGAAAUUUUGGUUCAUUUGACCUUUAAGCUCCAAUAUCCACUUAAGAAUUCUUCAAACUGGUCUCUAUACAUUUAUUUAAAAGGAUAAGUUGAGAGAAUUUGAUAAAAGAUCAAAGCAUUUUCUCUUAGGUGAUAAUUUUAUUAAUUUCUAAAAACCUGAUUUCUUGACCUUGUAUGGAGAUUGUUAGGACAAAAUUGAUGUUGGUCAUUAUUGGAACUUAAACGGUUAAAACAAGUAAAAAGAAAUAAUCUGUUUUUUGCUAGUUUAAUUUGUUCGUAUGUUUGACCUUUCCUAUGCUUAAAGAUGUGAAUCAUUGUUUCUAAUUUUUUAAAAAUUCACUACUUAAAAGAAUUCCUUUGAAUGAGUUGCAUUUUCCAUUUUAUCCCACUUUUACUUCCGGUUUUAUCAUUUAAAACGCUAAUUUGUAACACGGUUGACUUUUUUUGAUACGACAUAAAUAUCCGGAAAAACAUAGAACAAACAAUUUCAUCGUCAUUUUGGCUUUAAAACAUGCUUAAUUUUAUGUAAUUUAGGUUAGAUGAUAUUUACUUCCGGUCAAAAUGGCGGCCAGUUUAAUUUUCACUCCAAAAACCAGUUUAACAGGAAAAAUUUGCGAUGGCACCAUAUCACAUAUUAAUAGUCAAUUAGUUCUGUCAUUCCUGAAAAUUUGGUGCUUUUAACAAAAAGUGAACAAUCCGGCCCCAAAUCUGCACAUAUCCUCCCCACUAUCCAACUUACUUUGAAUCGGAAAUGACCGGAAGUCCUAAAAUCUAGGACUUCAAAUCCUGUGUCCCCAGAGCCUACUGGUCGUCGUGCUCAGGCCCCCAGGAGGCUCUCGGUACGACAAUGCCUAGUCCCGGUUCGGCGUCUUCCCAGGCCUUCUUGCUCAAUGCAUUUCGUUGACAUAUCGGAGACAAACGUGACCCGAAACGUAUAAGAAGAAAUCUCGUUCCGCUUCAGUUCCAUUUUCUCAGAAGUUCAAAUUUCAAAGUUCAAAUUUCAAGUUCAAAGUUUAAUUUCAAGUUUCAAAGGUCAAGUUCAAAUUUUUGACACGGUUAUUUCCCCAAUACUCACGUACGGAAGCGAGGUCUGGGGGUCGAUCACGACGGAAAGCUAGAAAAUGAUCCAAUUGAGUUUGUUCAAACAAAGUUCAUUAGGUGGCUAUUGGGAGUUAACAAAUUCGAAAGCUCAAAUGCAUGCAGAUCGGAGGUAGGCCGUUUCCCAAUGCGAACGAAGACCAAGUGCAGAGCCAAAAAAUAUAGGCGGAAAUUUUGUGAGCCGGAGCACCAAAAUGAACUCUCUGGAAUUGCAUUUACAGACCAAAUUGGUCAAGAUAAAAAGGAACUUUGGUCAAGCAAAUUAAAACGGCUAUUAAAUCUCGCAGGUCUGGGCGACAUAUGGUCAGCGAAAACGAACACUCCCGCAAUCAUGAGCUAUAUACGACAGAGACUCUUAGACUAGAACGGCAAACAUGGAUUAGCGAAAUACACAAUGAUGAACGAAAGGACCCGCAUCAAAAAAACAAACAAAGAACUUUUAGGAAAUUUAAACUUACCCAUGACUACGAAAAUUACCUCACAAAUGUAAGAAACAUCAAUCAAAGAGUAGCAAUCACAAAGCUAAGAUUAAGCAACCACAAACUAGCAAUUGAAACUGGACGAUACGUUAAACCCUAUCAACCACCAGACCAAAGAAUCUGUCCAUUAUGUAAAACUGUAUUAGAAGACGAGGAGCAUUUUUUGAUGAAUUGCAUAGCCUAGGAGGAUCCUAGGAGAGAGCUGUUCAAUACGCUAAAAAAGGAAACUAAUCUCUUUCUUGACUCUAUGACUCCAAGCUCUGCCUUUGCAACGUUGAUAAGUAUGAAGCAAGGAGAGAAAAUGCAAAAAAUUGUGGCUAAAUACGUAUGUGAUCGCUUCCGCGAAAGAGAUAGACGCGUUAAAUAUAACCUUGUUUAAUAGUUGUAUAAAUUCUACAUAUGUACACCACUGUAAUUAUUGCACUAAAUCUUUGUUAUCCUUGUAAACACAUGUGUCUGUAGGCGCUGUGUUGAUAAUAAAGUACUUAUCCUAUCCUAUCCUACCCUAAUAUCCUAUCCUGAGAAUCUCAGGCCAUACGCAAAUGAGAUAUAGCUAGCCAGUCAUUGAAGCGAACGAUGUUGUCACUCGUGAGGCCAGAAACAAAAUGCUUCUUCCAAAUCAAAAAUGACAUUUUUCCAUGUGAGGAAAACUAUACGUUCAGUCAAACCUCAAACGCCGCAGCGCGUGUGUGCUGAGUUUCGCUCCAAGUUGCCCGCCUUUUAUAACGCGGGUCAGCAGUCCCGAAAACCUGAACAGAAUAACUUCGUAACUUACAUAAUUUCAUUGCCACUGACGAAAACACAAAAAUAGAAAGAGAAAAAGCAAGUAAGCUUGAGUUCCACUUUUAGUUAGAGCUGUUAAGUCUCCUGUUGACAUUCUUCACACUAGCCCAUUACCAGAAAUUUAAGACAAAAUGGCGGACGCCCAGACUCGACCCAGACCUUCCGCUCUCUAAGAAUGGCCGCCGAUCGUUAUAGAGAAAUGUAUGGAGAAAAUUGAAGAAGUGGAAAUUUCAGAUCUGAGGUAGCACACACGACAUUUGCCGACCUCUAAAUGUAAAGUGUACGUAUCAUAUCUUUAUUUACGGUAGUUUUGGUCUCUCGAAAGUUCGCCAACGGGCCGCAAACAACACAUUUUACGAACGGCUGUUACAGUUCCUUGAGCUCUCUAAUUCUUUCAAAAAAGCUUAGAGGUGCCUACCUUCUCUCCACAUUUUAGAACAUUUCGUUGAUGUGAAUCCUUAGUGCCGACCUCUCUAAUCAUCGAUCGAUGUUCAAACUUUAAAACGUGAUAUAAAUCAGCCUUGAUCCAUUCCCCAAAUGGCCGCAAAAUUUGCGAUAAAAGAGGUAAAAAUACAUCCAUUUCUGCGAUAAAAGCGGUACAAAACGCACCACUGCGCUUAUUAUUCCUUGUGAAAAGUAGGGUUUCUGUCUCCACUUUGUUUUGAUCGCCAUCUUUACAGGUAGGUACUUCAUAUAUGAUUAUUAUUAUACAGAAUGUCGCUGGCUAAGUGUACUGUGGGCCCUAAUUUUUGAAAAUUAUUUUUACUCUGCCAAGUCACGCAUGAAUCGAAGUUGUUUCUUCUCUCUAAAAUCGUCAUUCGAACAGGAGCCCGGACUCUAGUUUCCCCUUUUUCAUUCUCCCUUGUAUUGACUACCUCAAAAAAGAAAUUAAAUUGAUUCAGAUCCUUUGAUAGUGUUUCAUUUCAGUCCUUGUUUUUUCAACGUACGGCUUUCUUUAAGCCGCCAUCUUGAUAAUUUGAAACCGCGUGCCAAAAUUUCUGGUAAUGCAUUUCAGUCACAUUUUUGUCGUUUUCAUGGGAGUGCUUCAGGGAUCAUGAAAAGACUGUUGAGUGCUUGUUCCUACCCACCCCGGGUUUUAGAGCUAUUUUUUUAGAAACAAGGUAAAAGAUGAUUUCUUUAAUGGACCAGAACUAAAAUACCCCAUUCUCUGCAGGUGCUCUCUGUAAGCACAUGUGCCCCACAAUGGCUUAUCUGGUCAUUUUGUUGCUGUGUUGUUCCUGUGUGCAAUCAUACAGAGGAAAGUCAUACAAGUCAAUUUUUUUCGUUGUUUCAUACCAUAUUUGCAGGAACACGGUUGUGUUGAGAUCCAGAAAUUUUGCUACCAUGGCAACGUGACACAACGUCUUAUCCUCUCUGUCGACUUUCAGUUGAAUUUAAUAAUCAUUGCUUGGCGAUUUUAGAUACAAAUGCACUCGCAGCUAAUUAAUUUGUCAAAUAUUCUUACAAACAGAAAAUGUUUACCAUGAUCUUGGGUAAUAGCUAGAGUGCUUUCCCAGUUAAUGUAACUUCAAGGAAACGCUCAGUACUCUUUGGAAAUCUUAACAUUAGGUCUACUUGGGGGUUAGGGAUGGGGAAGGGGACAUGAAAUGUUCUGAAUUCGCCUCAUGAAAAUACGAAACAAAACUCAGUAAACAUGAAAAAUUGAUCGACGGGCCAGCUGUUUCUUAAACGGUUUGUUUUUGUUUGAAUGAAUUGUCUGAAUUUUCGUAAGCUUUUUAAAUUAGUAGGAAACAGCGUUUUUAAGGAUCUGAUCGAUCGAUAGACAAGGCAGUAUUUGCAGUAAAGGCGAGCUGACUGCUAAAUUAAAACUAUGAUGAAUUUUAAAGACAUCUCUGUUUUUUCUCCUUGCCAUAAUUGCUGUCACAAUAACGCCAUCAGUUUCUGCAUAUUUUUUAGUACCAGUUUGUUUAACAUGUGGGACGUUCAGGUGCCGCUUGUUCAUUGAUGUUAAGAAUUCUAUUUUUUUGGACUGAAAGUUAUUAAACAAUAUAUCUUUAUUCCUGCUGAUAAAGGUAAAACUAUAUACCGAUGUUCAUAGUUGACGUCAGCAACUUAUCAAUCGAAACAUAUUUUAGAAUUUUGAAGCUGUCCAUACUUUCGACCUUUUGUUUGAAUUUCCUUUGCUUGGACAGACACUUCAGUUAUGAACUUUAAUUACAUCAUUAAAUUUUAACUAUUUAGUAAAUUAGGGCUAAACAUUAAGCAAACUUUAAUUUACACAGCAGCAUCCUCUUGGCUAUGCUUCUGCUACGCUGGCUGGUAACUUGAUUUAAAAUACGAGUUUGUAAGAACCGUUGUGUAAUUAACAUUUCGCAAUUUUUGAACUUUUUGAUGUGCGACGGUUAUGAAAGCCUUUUAUCAGAAAUGCCCGGUUCAGCGUCGCAGUGCUGCGGUAGAGAAAAGCUGCACUUCUUUUCAAGAGCAAAGUAUUUAUAUUCACCAUUCAACAAGAGACAAUUCAAGUUUUGAGAAUUCCGAUGUCCUCAACCGGCCCAGGCGUUUUCAGCAUUGUUCGCCACAACGGCAACGAGCUUUUUAAUAUUUUCUUAUCCUCUACAUUGGCAGGACAGGUCGAUCACUGAAACGACACGUGUCAAUCGAGCUCAACGUAUUAAUUAACUUGCUAUAUUCAAAAUUAUAUAAUAUAUAUUUAUGAAAUCUACAAAUUUUACCCGAGAACUUCCUUUACGCAGGCACACCCUGUUCACGAAAACAAUGCUGUAAUAUUGCAGAGAUAAGUAACAUGAUUUCCUCACUCAUUUUCUGCUUCGUCGUUGGCGCAGUUUUAGCAGCUGAAGAAGACUCUAGGUCUGCCUACAUCAAAACGAAAGAGAACAAGCGUUUACAUGGCUAUGUUGUCAAGAAAAUCGAUUCUACGGAUGAAAUGUCGUGCAGUCAAGCAUGUUUAAGACAUUCUUGGUGUACCUCUUCUAACUUCAAAGAGUCCUCGGGCAAUUGUGAACUGAACAAGCAUAAGUUCUCAACUACUGACGAUGACACCAAGCUCACUGAUAAUCCAGGCACAACGUUUUCAAUGUUUUUUAAGGUAAGAAAAGUUUUGAAUUUUGAUUGCUUAGACAACAAAGGCGUGCGUUUGCAGACGAGCCUAAUUUCUGUGUGCAAGAAGAAAUAGACUUCUGCACCCAGGCUAAGGCAACAACUGUUCAAGCGAAGGUUAAAAAAUAAAAAAAUUGUUAAAGCAGUAAAGUUGAGUUGUUGUAAAAGAGCACUAGCUAGCACUCGCAUAAUGAUUUCAGUCAUAUGUUUCGUAUGGGAGCGAGUCAUGUUUUCCUUUCCCAAAUUUUUCAGUUCAGCAAAAUCAUUAUCGAAGGCAAUGUUUUCUUCCCUAACAAGAGACUUACAUGUUUUGAAAAUAAAGUUAAGAGAAGUAUAGAGUGCAAACAACCAUAAAUGUUAACUGGAAGAGGAACGCAGAUACAUUAGAUUUGCUUUGGGUCAUCCACUAGAUUAGGUAUUGCUAUUUGGAUGAUCCCAACUCGCUCUCCAUUUUGUUGUUCCAAUUUUUUCUUGUAUUCCUUAGUUGUACUGUGUUUAGAUGCCUAUGUAAAUUUAACUUUAUGUCAUGUAAAACUGAGCUGAGUUUAAUAAAUCAUCUUGUCGAGUCUUGUCUUGUCAUCUUGUGCCGUUAAAAAUGUUGAGGGAUCAGUCUCGCUACCCGCAAGAAUCUGUAGCUAGUACGUCGCUCUCCCCUGCCCGAGAAAGAGUGGCUAAAACAUCGCCUUUCUGGUAUAUAAAGCUGUAGGAAGUCGAUGGAAAACGAUGUAUAUCAUUUUAGCUUACCGAAAUAACGUAUGAACAUGCAUUUUCCUCAGGGCUGCCUAAUGGCUGGAUGCCUUAACGGAGGUUCUUGUUUGUUCGACGAAGGGAAAGAUGCGUUUGCUUGUUCAUGCAGUCCGCAAUGGAGAGGAGUAAAAUGCGAAAUGGGUAGGUCGAAACUACUGCUCUUGUUCCUUAAAUACGAUAGACAGUCUAGGAGAACAGUGAAAGACGGACCAGGCUGAAAAAGAAAUCACACAACUUUCUAUACUUUAUACGUGGCAAUUUUUUUUUAGAAGCCAGGAAAGAGCCGAAUCUGCUCACUGGUUUUCUCUGGCAAUGCAGUUGAUAUAUAGUUCUCAGGGAUUAAUUUACAUCCCGUGUAAUAUAAGAAAAGUAUGUAAUGGUAUGAGACUUUGGCGUUUACCGUUAGCCUCGCGGAAUGUGGAAAAGACUUUGCAUUGGAUCCGGCCAAAUUUUAUGUGACGCUCAAAUUAAGGUAAGUGAUACCUAACACUUGGAUCAACCCAACAACUACUGAACACAUCACGGACCUUUUUAUACAGAGAAUUUGCAUCUAGCAAUUCGAUAUUAUUAUGUUUGCUUAACGCUUUUCGGCGAAACACUGGUCAAUCGUCCGACAAGGAAACAGCUAGAUUCUAAAUAGAGGGGUAAAUUGUUUUAAAAUAGUUCGUCGUAAGGUAACAAAGUGGCAAUGCGCAAACUUGGCACAAUUGAUAGCCAUGUAUAGGACAUUGAAAAACAUGCAUGUUUUGCUCGGCCGUUAUUCUUGAAAACCAUCAAAAAAUUUUAUCAUUUAGCAAAAACUAUAUGAAACCUACUGAAACCUCGAUCCUGUUUGCUUCUCGAGGACUAUAUAUAAUCUCUGGGCUCCAAAUGCAGAGCUUCACGUCAUUUACUGUAUACAAAUAAGCUAACUUCUGCUAUCUUCUAUCUCCCUUUAAAAUAUUUUCUUUGAGUGCCCAUAACAUUACCACAUAUUAUUGUGUUACCUACGAGUUUAAUGAUCAUAAGAAAUAGGCCCUCUAAGGAGGGUUACGUAUGUCCAGAGUCUGAAUUUCAAAAACUGUCGUUUCUCGUAUUGAGGAGGAGGCCAUGUCGCUGUCAGGAUUUCACUAUUGUAUUUGUGCUUUUAUUCUCUGUCGCUGUCGCAGUUUCAGUUUCGUUUGUGGCCAUUUCUGCUGCCCUAUGUCGCUGUUUCAAGGCCAUUUUGCUCCAGUGUCGAAAUUUACACUAACAGGACCGCAAGAAAGUGGUCAAAACAAGUGUAAUCAAAGGAGACCCACCUAAGGGUGGAGCUACAGAAAACACAACUGUUGUAUGCGUGGGCCUAAUGGGUUUUAAGUCUGAAAAUGAAAAAGGAAGUGUGAAAAUAAGACGAUGCCCUUAAUGUUUUGUAUGCACCUAAGCCUAAUAAGCCAGGAUUAUCAGAAAAACUGCGUAUAGACAUUUACGUUCAUCCAGGCAUUAAUAAAGUAGGUAUAAAGAGGAAACACAUUUACAAACAUUAACAAGCCAUCAGUUUUUCCAUGAAGUGGUGUGUCGUCUAGCUUAGCCACUUCCCUUAUUGUGGCACGCAAUUAAAGCAAACCGUAAUCAUCAAGAUGAUUUUCUACGAAAGAUUUCAAGAGAAUGAAAGAAUCAUUUUGUUAAAUCAAAUUCAUUUAGAUAAAUCAAUAUAUUCUACUUACUGUUUUGCAGACACAAACGAGUGUAAGCCAGGAAAGCAUCGCUGCGACUCGAAUGCUUUCUGUAACAACACUAAAGGCUCUUACAAUUGUACAUGCAAACCAGGAUAUUUUGGAAAUGGCUUUAACUGCACAGGAUAUUGUAACAAAAGCCCUGAUAACAAAAACCUUAACCUGACAUGAAAAUAGUUCUAUUCAGCAUUUCUUUUUUCGAAUAGACGCUUUUAAGCACGUCCUUUCGAUUCCGAAUUCGAUGUAACACUUAAAAUCAUGGAUUAUAUUUCUCAACUUUUUUAACUUCAAAAUUGAUUUGGCAAAGAGAGUAACUACUUUAUUUUACUAUUCAUGAGAAUAUAAUGACAAUGUUAAUGUCACUAUUGAAAAAUACAAAUUGGAAUGAAAGUUGUGAAUCAGUAUUAUUCACUAUAGGUUUGAUUUUCGGCAAUAGUGCAACAACUUCAAACCGCCUUGGAUGCUUCUUAGCAAACAGAUCAACUACUUCUUCCAGAUCAAUGUCUGUUAGCUGUUAGAUAGUCGGGAUGUGCAUGUUGUGGUUCAGUUUUAUUUCUGGUUUAAUUCUUAUUUCCCUAACUCUUAAGUUUUGGGGGCAUGUUAAUGUAUGAUAAUGAGACAAAAGAAAAUAAAAAUUAAACCAAUUAAGGAUAAAAUUGAACCACAACACAUAUACUUUAAAACAGCCAGAGAAGAGAACCUGUACUUUAAUGCCACGAACAUUGCUUAGUUUUGGCCACAGAAAAACAGCAGAUAUUUUAAAUUAUCCUGAAAUACAAAGGACUAUAAAUCCCCUUUCUUAUAUUUUACGAAGGCUAAAACACGUUUUGUGGAAAGCGUGAGUCAGGCUUGUCAGAUUUUUCAGAGUAUUUUGGAGUAAUAAUUUAAUAGCGCGAACCAGCAAAGUCGGUGAUAAAAUGGGGCCGAUUCUCCAGGUCCAUACCUAACGUUUAAAAAUAUUUGCAUAUUCGACAAACAAGCAUUAGCUCGAUGCGCAGUUUUUGUUGCGGCUUUCCUGGAUGUUUAUUGGCCAGUUGUGGAAACUAAAAUUGUAGGUUGGCUCUAGCCUGAGUAUCAGGCCCUUGUCCUUAGCGUGUAGGGGAGAGGAGAUUUUUACACGAAUGAAUAGGAAUGAUAGCGGAGGUCCACGCGCGCGAAGCCCCGCAGCUAAGUAAAUCCACCCAUCCCAGAAAAUUCGGGUAAUCACGUGACCAUACACCGCCCGUCCGUCCGCACCACAGGGAAACCAAUUGUCAAUCUCAUACUUUCUAGCUAGUUUGGGAGCACUUAUUGCACAUCAAUGUUGUGAUCAAUUGAAAGCUGUCAAAACAGAGUAUCCGCUGACCAGUAUCACAUCACCUGACCGUAUCGCGGGCUCAGGUGUGGACCCCAUGGAGGUCAAGUAUUUUUUGAAGUUUUCCGCUGAUAAGUUACUAGUUUACAAAUGAUCGCAGGCUCAAGUUUCAUUUUUUCGAUUUUUUGGCCACCCGUUUGUCACGCUCUACUUCCAAUUUUUAUGCUCUGAUUGGUCAAAAUUUGACAGGUCGGUUCAUGCGGAAAAUUUAUGCAACAUCUUGAAUCUUUUUUACUUUGACAGCUGCAGGUGACAGAGUUUUGAGUCAACCUGUGAUAUUUUUAACUGUCUUUCUCCACUGGAUGUACCAAAUGAAAUUCAGCUGCUAUCAGGAGUCUUCUGUUAUUCAUGGCUAGUUUGUUUAUUGGGUUUUUGGUUGAGAAAUAGUUCGCUUGUCAGAGUCGGAAAUCCGAUUUUAGAUGGCAUCGUUUUCGGUUUUCACCUUGCUUGAUGCGUAAGAAUGUUGAAAAGUCUGAAGCGAUACUGGCAUGGCUUCCUUGAUAGCUUUCAGGAGCUGCAUCUCAAAUGGUAAGCCUGAGUAAUUAGUGUAUUUGAUUUUUGUUUUUCAUAUCUAAUUUAAUGAAGUCGAGCUUAGUUUAUGCGGCUAUUUAGUUUGUGCACGUCAGGAGCCGCUCCUGGUGCACGUUUGUAGACCGAGAUCAGGUCAUGACAGAACUUGAAAAAGCCUUUAGACAUUUUCUCACCGCAAAUAGAAAGAAAACGUUCCAAAGAAUAUUUAGUUAUAAUUCUGGCUGUAAAAGAAAGCUUUGAGCCACGAGUUUAUCUUUGAAAAAAGCAAACACCGGGAAGCUGACUUAAAACAUAAACUUUGGAAGCUUUAAGGUGAUUCACUGGUUUUGCACUGCGCAUCUCUUACUGCCCAUAACAAGAUGGCCACCGUAACAAAGAGCGUCUGAAGUAACAUUAUUAAAAUGAAGUUGACUGAAGAGAAACGCUAUUGGAAUUUUCGCUUGGGGUUGUUUCUUGCCGAGAUGAGACUCAAUGUGUUGGCAAUGUGCAUAACGUAAGCAGUGCGCGUGUUGUGAGUUCGACAUCCUCACAGAGAACCUCGCCGAGUGGAUGUUAAACUUUUACCAACCUUACUCACUUUGAUUUUCAUCUAAACGCCUUCUUUCUCACAUUGUGUCCUAACUGUGAUAUCUCGAUGUAAAUUCUGUAAAAGCAGAUUUUUUAUUCUUUUCUUUCCCCUUUCACAUACGUGCCAUUUUGAAUCUCGCCUCAGUCCUCUCUCAAAAAUCGGAGAAAAUGCAUUUGGUGCGCACUUUCUGCAGCUCUAUCGCAAAAACGAGUACGGUGACCACCAUUUUUUAUUUCGUGGUUUUAAUAAGGACAGUGCUUCCUUUCGAUGAGAAAAAAAUUGGCACAAAUCUAUGCUCAUUUGUUUGGCAAUUUUUUUUAAAUUGUACAGAUUGAGCUAUCACGGGUCGAAUAGCGUGUGUCCAAUUUAAAUCUACUUUGGAGGGUAAAAUAAAAACAAGGGCGUUAAAAGGCAUUUUUCUGGUACGUAAGUGGAUAAACAAUACAUUUAAGUCAAAUUCUGUGCGAUACCACAUGCAUCAUCAAAAAAAAUCUCUCCUUUUUGUCUACUUUUGGGUGCGCGCGGUUUUUGUCAAAGGGUCCUAAAUAGCAGUAUUUGUCAGCAUUGUGACGUCAAAACAAGCAAGGUGACCGCCCCCUUUUUAUUCCUUUUUUAGCAUCUUCUUGACUUGUUACAUCAGUGUCCCGAAAAUUCUAGAUCUCAAAUCGUUUUCCGAACAGAUAUUUUCCAAAAAUUGUCGUUGGGUCCCCUUAACAUUCGCCGUAUCUGGCCGCAGACCGCUCGCGCAUAAUAAGUGUCACCACAUUAAUUGUAAAGAAAAUAAGAGACUGCUCGAGACUUAAUCGUGUUAACCCGCCAAAUUUACGUUUCCAGCGUUAAAGCACAUUAAAGUAAGGGGGUGUUGUACAUGACACCGGCGCGAAUUCACUCUGGCUCCCUCUCGUGGCUCCGUAUUUGUUUACAUGAUAUCAACACAAAAUGUCAUGUCGGCGUGAGUUCACCCCGGUUGUUGUACUAUCGCAUGGCUGGCCACCAAAUCAUAAGCCAUUCCGUUCAGCUUAGCCCUCCGCCUCCGCCGUAUCUGCUCUACAGAUGCUAAGUUUUAACAUUGCAUUAAUGAACUUAAAACAUAUCUCCUUGCUCGAGGUUAUAAUAAUAAUUUCCUAGAAAAACAGUUCCUACGCGCUGCUAAUAUUUCUCGUACUAACGCGUUACAGACUAAACCCAAAGCUUCUAACGAUGUUGUACCAUUUGUUGGCACAUAACCCAGCACUUCCACGCAUUUCUAAUAUCCUACGCAAACAUUUUAACAUCUUACACUCCUCUAACCGUUGCAAAGACGUCUUUAAGCAACCGCCUUUUGUUGCUUACAGACGUAGCUCUAAUCUUCGUGACCUUUUAGUUAAAGCACAACUACCCGUUAUCUCCACCAAUCAUUUUCCGCCAGGCUGCUUCCGUUGUGGACAGAAUUGUGUCACUUGUCCAUACAUUACUAACGGCCUCACAAGUUAUACCUUUUACGCUACCGGUGAAACACGCUCCAUCACUUCACACAUUACUUGUAACACUAAAAAAUGUGAUCUACAUGGUUCAAUGUAACCGUUGGAAUUUACAAUAUAUAGGUCCCGGGUGGGGGGGGGGGGUACUGCCAUAUAUGGGCUAUAUGGGUAUGUGCCGCUGUGAAGGGUAUGGUUUUCAAGCAGUUUACUCUAGGAUAGGGUAUAUAAAUCAGAGCGUUUGGGUCUAGAAUAGGGUAUCAUUUUUCAGGAAACUGAUCAGUUGGUUGAAGAUUUUAUCUAGACAGGAGCCCAUCUGAUCUAGACUGAGGAAACAGCUACUCUAGGAUAGGGGGAUUUUGGGAGUUUACUCUAGUAUAGGGUAGCAAAAUUCAGCUGAACUAGCUCUGGUAUAGGUCAAGGGUUCCAGGGUCCCAGCGGCACAUCCCCACCCAGAAAUUCCUUAAGUGCCCCCCCCCCCCGGGAUAUAGGUGAAACUAAGCGACGUCUCAAAGACAGAUUUAACGAACACAGACGUGCAGUCGACAAAACUAACAUUAAAUCUAAACCCACUACUGUUUCUGAACACUUUCUCUGUCACUCUAACCAUUCUCAUACUGACAUGCAGUUAAUCCCACUAGAGAAAAUUCAUUCUUCACGUGACUCAGUUCGUAAGGCCAGGGAGUCGCAUUUGAUAGAUAAGGCCAUGACUCUUGAACCUCAUGGCCUAAACCGCCGUGACGAAUUAUUGUAAUCCAUAUCCUUAGUAUUUUUCCUUUCCAGUUUUUAUGUUGUACGUCAUUUCCGCCUCUCCCUUUUACUGCGACAUUCUCCAUCUAUAUAAUAUUGUGAUCGCUACAUAAGUUCAGUAACAUCUGUAAACCUUACGAAAGGCUGGUAUAGCCAGCCGAAAUAUUGAUAUAAAAAACAGUACACUUUGUUUUAAAUCAGCUUUGCAGUAGUCUUUGGACUUCUCGUUCUUGGUUCUUUAUAUUUUGGCUGAUUUGAUCUCUUUUCUAGAGAUCCAACGUUUACAACUAGCGGGAUCUUCGUCCACGGUUUUUGCAGUCAAUUUAAUCCACCAAAUCAUAGUUCCCAGUGUAGAAGGGCUUAAAAGAAAACGUUACAAGGCCAAAAACUUCAUAAAGCAUCUUAAACCGGACCAUUCUGCGAAAUGAUAGAUCUUCCUUUGCCCAAUUGUUGACGGUGGUUACACCCUGUUGUCUCUGUGGCGUGAAUACAGUAAGUCAUAUGGAAUAGGGCAAAGAUCACGUGAGAGGACCUGUACCAAACCCAGACAACAAGGCAAUGGGAAAACAUGUGACCGACUUGGCGAAGCAGCAGAUGUUAAAUUGUGCUUCAACGAAUCGAAUGCAUCAGUACUGACGGCCAAUUCCGUGUUAAGCAGUUAAAUUUUCUUAGUUAUAUUGCGCGAAAUCUAUUAAACGGUAAAUUUUAAAUCUAUUUUAAAACUAAGACUUUCAAACUGGUUGACCGACAUUUUCUAGCCGUUUGAAAUGUUUAGUCAACAAUGUAAAGUAUAAGCGAAUAAUGGAGGAAGAGAUGAAUUGUUUAAAGCAGCUUAUUUUUUCUUUUUUCUUUUCCUUAGCCUGCGAUAAGGUGACUGAUGUCGGCAUCAUCAUAGACUCUUCCAGCAGCAUUCAACGUGAUGGUUACGAGACCGUGAAAGCGUUCUUAGUCAAGCUGGUUGACAAGAUGCACGUUUCGCGUCGAAUGACACACGUUGCUGUCAUUCAUUACAAUCACGAAGCGUAUCUGGACUGGGACUUUAACGCCCCUCAGGCCAAAGAUUCCACCCUUCUCAAGGCAGCCAUCUUGAAAUUAAGGUACCAGUCGGGAGGGACUAGGACCGACAAAGCCCUGGAAAAGGCCAGCAAAGAAAUGUUUAACGACGCUCACGGCCAGAGACCUAAUGUUCCCCAUGUGCUGGUUGUUAUAACAGAUGGAAAGACUAGCUCUAGAUCGAAACCAUACCCGAAAGUUCAAAAGCCUUUAAAGGUAAACAUACGAAAGUUUUCUGCUGUUUUUUGGGGUCUCAAUGCAUGGGAUGGUAGCCUUGACGGUUAAUUUUUUCAAUUCUGACGGUUGGCGCUUCAAUUUUGGACCUUUUGACGUUUAACUUUUAUUAAGUGAAAAUUUAUUCCAAGAGUUUACAAAUAUUAAACAAUUAUUGGAUGAGGUUGAGCAUGAUAACAUGAAUUAUCAAAACCGAGGUCUGUGUUCGGCUUCGGCAGAUAAUACAGACACGAGGUUUUGAUAAUUCAUGAUAUCAUGGGAAAGCAGAAUUCAAUAAUUGUAUUAUUAUACAUUUUUUUAAACAAUAGGCAAAAGAAGACAUUCAUCUGUUGAAAAAUGGCUUUAUUUCAAAACUAAGGUGAAAGUGACACUGAUAAGCGUAACCAAGAACAUUUAAAAAUUUUAAAAUACAAUAAUAAAACCUUUGUCUGAAUAAAGUAUACAUUAAAAUAGAAAAAUCCUUAACGGUAAAUCUUUAUAAACAUUAAUUGAGAAUAAUUCAUUCUCAGAAACAGAAGCGAAGCGUUCAGCCAUUCUGUUUCUGAGGAGAACACUCCAAGGGGCUUGGUAACCAGGCAGACGUUAAACUUGACAUGAUAAAUGCAAUAUCUGCAGCAGAUAUUGCAUUUAUCAUGUCAAGUUCACAAGCUAUUGUGAAUCGAUUGAAUGCUUUCGACCAAUCAGAUUUUUCAUAGUGAGUCUGAUGUAUAAUAAUAAUUAUUAUUAACUGUUGUGUUUUAGAGGUUGUCUUGGCUUUUCACUCAUAUGAAAUUUCGAAAUGCUUUUAGAUAUAAGCAAGUUGUAAGGUUUUGUAAUGUCUUGAGAGAGUGUUUUGAGAACAUGGGAACUGGUUUUUCAACAACAAGUUUUAUAAUUCGAUGCAAAUUUUUCUUCCUUUUCAUUGGCCGAAAGCCCACCACGUGACCUGCGAAUGAUUGCCUACAAAUAAUGGUCUGCUCAUGCGUAAUGUCGUCCAACUGUGUUGGCUGCAAAUAUAAUAUUCUGCUCAUGCGUAAAGGAAACCACGCUUUUCUCCUUCUUGCGAUCGCUUUUGCGUGAAAAUGACGGAUCGCUUCGCAAAUAAUUAAAAACACAGUGAUCGAAUGAUAAAACAGUUAUUGAACUCGGUUAGCGCAAAACAUCGUCAUCUGUCAGUGUCUCUCAGAUCAAUUACCGUAUUUAUUCGAUUAACCGCCCCGGGCGCUUAUUAAUUUUUUGGAGCUUGAGAGUGGGCGCUAAUUCGAGGCUGGGCGCUUAUUAAAUUUUCACCAUUUUUAGCAAGUUACUGUAGUAGCAACAAAACAAUAAAUGGUAAUAACAAAACGCGGAAGAUGUGACAAAGCAAGGUUUCUGUAAAAUACUCUGAAGAAAACUACGUCUUCGGGGAAGUCUCUUAUUGGUACGUAUUCAAUUUAAAUUUUAAUCUCAUUGUCACUCAAGUCAAUAUUUUGGUGGUGCCUCCUCGAUGUCCGACAUCGUAACGUCGGCAAAUGAGUUGGUCGCCCGAGAAGCAAACAAUGAAUCUAGAGAUUGUAAGCCAGUGAAUAACAAUAAUCAAUACUACAUCUCGCGCACUUAACUUUUUGGGGGGUGGGAGCCGGGGGAGGGGAUGGGGUGGGGGUGGGCGCUUAUUUGAGUUCGAGUGAGAGGGGAAGAGAGGGGCGCUUAUUAACUUUUUCUGCCUUUAGGAUGGGCGCUUAUUCGAGGUGGGUGCUAAUUCGAGGUUGGGCAUUUAAUCUAUAAAUACGGUAUUUCCCGAAGCCGAAUUUUUUUUUUGUUCUGCUCGCUUCUCACAAAUCUCGAAAUUUUGCUCAACUUCGUCCAAUGGUUGUUAAUUUUGAAAACAGUCCUAGAAAUGGUAUGUUAGGUUCUGUUUUAGUAAAGAACAUAUCUCUUAAAGAAGAAGAGUUUGUCUAGUUUGGGCAAUCUGAUAAAAAAUGAGUUUCCUUUUUUAAAGGGUUUUUUUUAUUAGGCAAUACAUCAACUAUUAGGAACACUUCGUUGAGUAAAUCUCAGAUAGCGGCCAUCGUCAGCUUGAGAUAUGUGGAAAACAGACAAAAUAGUGUUGAACAAACCGUCUUGGUUUUUAGUGUGUCAAAAUAUAAACGAGUAUCUCGAUCUCUCCCAAACAGGACCAGGGAGUGAAGAUCAUUGCCAUUGGAGUUGGCCAGUCCGUGGAUAAUAACGAGCUGACUCAGAUCGCCAUGGGAAAACUAGACAACGUCGUCCAUGUGAGCAAAACUGACGAACUUGUCACCAAGGUCGACGAGAUUGUUAAGAAAACUUGCGCACUGGGGAGAAUCAAUUUUAAAUAAGACUAUGAGUAAGUAUUAAGUUUUGUUCACUUGCCAAAAACAUAGCAUCAACCUAUUGCAAGCUAAUAUUGCCAGUCAGAAAGUGAAGAAAAAUAAAAGUUUUUCUCUGACAACUUCCUGCAAUUUCUCUGAUUCCUGAUAUUUUUUGGAUACUUUCUUGCCCCUAGUUUUCCUUAUGGCAUACCAGACAACAUACCAGACGGCAGUGAGAAGCGUGUGACACCUUUGUCAUCUUUGCCGUCCCAGAAUGAAUUAACUGUCCAUUACUUGGAUAGUAAAGUCAGUAAGGCCGUGCGCAUUCGCAGUUAAAUUUUGUGGCUGGACAUUGAAUGGUAAUUGUUGCUAGGGAAAACCGCAAGUUAUUUCAUGUUUCUUCUGAACAUUUUGCCAACCAAAUCACCUAAGAAUGUCUGAACGUUGCUCGGUUUUUGUGGCUACUGCCUUCCUUUCGGAAAGGCGUAAUAUCUUGGUGUUAAGAGUAAGUCCGUAAGUCUGUAAGUCGGUAAACUUCCACAGGAAACCCAAUACGUAUAACCUCGGCCAAAUAUACUUGGCCCCGUUGGUUGUUCAGUUGCGGCCGCAUAAGAGGUAAAAGUAUUUUACAAAGAAAAUGGAGGCGAUUUGGACCAUUAUCUUUAAAAUAGUAACGAAAAUAGGGGUAAGAGAGUACAUCUAUAAUGCACUUAGCAGACGAGUUUGCUUCCACCGGCAACAUGUUCUUCAAUUCAAACGCGAUGAACUGGGUGAAGUUUAGGCUUUGAGCAUUUUAGCGCCAAACAUUUUUUAUAUGUUUGCAUUGUGCCUUCAGUUAUUUCUGCUUUGGUUUAGAAAAAACAAAUAAAUUAAAAAGAAGACAUAACUGAAUUACGAUAGAUUAAUAACGGGCACAAACGUCUUAAAUUAUGAGUCAACUAUGCAUGUCUGUGUCUUUUCAAAGAUUUGAUAUUUUCUCCAUGAUAACACCACGGCAGAUCGUAGUUAAAUGUGUCAUUUUCUUUUUUUUCAGGUCAAGACAAGAGAAGGAGGUUAUAAGCUUAAAAAAGCUAAUACUAAU
Messenger RNA from Porites lobata, 29027 nucleotides. The record is from the annotation of a GenBank genome assembly. Lineage: Eukaryota; Metazoa; Cnidaria; Anthozoa; Scleractinia; Poritidae.